GCGGUCCCUGCCCUGCCCGGCACCUCCCGAGCUGAGGGAACCGGGCCCGGGGAACCGGGAUCGGGGGAACUGCGGGCUCCUGCCCUCCCCGGCACCUCCCGAGCUGAGGGAACCGGGAUCGGGGAGCCGGGAUCGGGGGAACUGCGGGCUCCUGCCCUCCCCGGCACCGCUCGGGCUGUGGGACAGCGGUGCCGUGCUGGUCCCGAACGGAGACUCCCGCACCCCCCGCUCCGUUCUGGGGGUGCGGACUCGGUCUUGGCCACGCUGCGGCCCCAAAUCCGUGUCCGAGCCGCCUGUCCCCGGGACAAUGGGGGCCAGGGCCUGGGCAGGGCUGCGGGCCCAGCCCCGCUGCCCCUGGCCGCUCCUGCCUGCGGCUCGGGCAGCUCCCCCCGCAUCCAGGGGAUGCUCAGCCCUGUGCUCGCUGUCCCAGGAGCGGGACACGGUCCCAGCAAUGCUGAGCCCUCCCCUCUGCCCUCGGCAGGAGUGAUCGGCCUGCAGCUCAUCAAUGGCAAGAACGAGUCAGCCCACAUCAGUGACGCUGUGGCCGUGGUGGCCCAGGCCGUGCAUGACCUGUUUGAGAAGGAGAAUAUCACAGACCCACCGCGGGGCUGCGUGGGCAACACCAACAUCUGGAAAACAGGACCCCUUUUUAAGAGGGUGUUGAUGUCCUCCAAGUACUCAGAGGGUGUCACUGGCCGGGUGGAGUUCAACGAGGACGGGGACAGGAAGUUUGCCAACUACAGCAUCAUGAACCUGCAGAAUCGGAAACUGGUCCAGGUUGGGAUUUACAACGGCAGCAAUGUCCUGACCAACGACAGGAAGAUCAUCUGGCCAGGGGGGGAAACCGAGAAACCUCAAGGCUAUCAGAUGUCAACCAAGUUGAAGAUUGUGACCAUCCACCAAGAGCCUUUUGUGUAUGUGAAGCCCACUCAGGCAGAUGGGACGUGCAGGGAGGAAUUCACCAUCAAUGGAGAUCCUGUCAAAAAGGUCUUCUGCACUGGACCCAAUGAGACCAUCCCAGGCCGUCCCACCGUGGCACUGUGCUGCUACGGCUUCUGCAUCGACCUGCUCAUCCGCCUGGCAGGGGUGAUGAACUUCACCUAUGAGGUUCACCUGGUGGCUGAUGGUAAAUUUGGUACCCAAGAGCGGGUGAACAACAGCAACAAGAAGGAGUGGAACGGGAUGAUGGGGGAGCUGCUGAGCGGCCAAGCAGACAUGAUCGUGGCUCCCCUCACCAUCAACAACGAGAGGGCUCAGUACAUUGAGUUCUCCAAGCCCUUCAAGUACCAGGGCCUCACCAUCCUCGUGAAGAAGGAAAUCCCCCGCAGCACCCUGGACUCGUUCAUGCAGCCCUUCCAGAGCACGCUCUGGCUGCUGGUGGGGCUGUCUGUGCACGUGGUGGCAGUGAUGCUGUACCUCUUAGACCGAUUCAGCCCAUUUGGCCGGUUCAAAGUAAACAGUGAGGAGGAGGAGGAAGAUGCCCUGACUCUCUCCUCAGCCAUGUGGUUCUCCUGGGGGGUCCUGCUGAACUCUGGCAUUGGAGAAGGUGCUCCCCGGAGUUUCUCUGCCCGUAUCCUUGGCAUGGUGUGGGCUGGCUUUGCUAUGAUCAUUGUGGCUUCAUACACUGCCAACCUGGCAGCCUUCCUGGUGUUAGACCGACCUGAGGAGAGGAUCACAGGCAUUAACGACCCCCGGCUGCGCAACCCCUCGGAUAAAUUCAUCUACGCCACGGUGAAGCAGAGCUCCGUGGACAUCUACUUCCGACGGCAGGUGGAGCUGAGCACCAUGUACAGGCACAUGGAGAAGCACAACUACGAGAGCGCUGCCGAGGCCAUCCAGGCAGUGAGGGACAACAAGCUCCACGCCUUCAUCUGGGACUCGGCAGUGCUGGAGUUUGAGGCGUCCCAGAAGUGUGACCUGGUGACGACGGGGGAGCUCUUCUUCCGCUCCGGCUUCGGGAUCGGGAUGCGCAAGGACAGCCCCUGGAAGCAGAACGUCUCCCUGGCCAUCCUCAAGUCCCACGAGAAUGGCUUCAUGGAGGAUUUGGACAAGACUUGGGUGAGGUAUCAAGAGUGUGAUUCCCGUAGCAAUGCCCCAGCAACACUCACCUUUGAAAAUAUGGCAGGUGUGUUUAUGCUGGUGGCUGGAGGUAUUGUUGCCGGGAUAUUUUUAAUAUUCAUAGAGAUAGCUUACAAAAGGCAUAAGGACGCGCGGAGGAAGCAGAUGCAGCUGGCGUUCGCGGCCGUUAAUGUGUGGAGGAAAAACCUGCAGAGAGAACUGAGAAGGAGGAGCAAAUGUAUCCCCGAGCAUGCUCUACGCACCAGCGGGAUACAUUUUGGUUACCCCCGUGCGGUAGCAGAGCCAGACCUGGUCACUCCGUCCCCCGUCGGAAAGGUCACACUCAUUGGCACCAAAGCAAUUGGGGAGGACUCGUUGCCAGCGCCCGGCGCCGAGCGCGGCCGGGCCCCCCGGCCCGCGGCCCCCGCACCAUGGCGGCUGGUGCUCCCAGCCUGCGCCAACCAGCAGUAUCACCCCACCGACAUCACUGGCCAGCUCAACCUCUCCGACCCCUCAGUCAGCACUGUGGUGUGACCUUCUCCCCGAGGGCCAUCAGUCCUUGCCCAACACAGUAGGAAGGCACAGCCAGGACUGCCUUUCCAGGGACACUGAUGGGUUCUUCUGGGUGAGAUGGGAGGAAAGCAUCCUUCAUCCAUACACAGUGACUCCAUUGUAUAUCCCCCUCCCUUCCUAAGCCUGCUGCCAUGCUUGUGCCCCAGGAAGCACGGCAGGACCAGGACAAGGUUUGGACCUCACUGUACAGAGAUAAUUGCUUCCAAACAGUGCCACGAUAAUCAGAAUUGCCACCGACUGGCUCCAUGCAAGGGGGAAGGACUGCAGAAGGCACACGGUGCCUGCUCUCCCAUGGUAGCAGGGAAGAGCUGGUGCCAGACCACAAACGCGUGCUUCACCUCACAGACUGCAGCUCCUGAGCACACGCAGCCCCUCAGUCGUGUGCUCCACGUCUCCCACCGCCUGGAGGGCUCCGUGCCCACGGUCCUGAGCAGCUGGAGCAGCCAGCUCCUGGUGCGGCAGGUCGGGCACAAGUUCCUGCUGUGCCGAGCGACCCUCCCGUCCGCAGCAGGGGCUGGAAGAUGUGCGCUCUGCUCCGUGCAGGGGACGGGCCCUCCUCCCUCCCCUGCCGUGGCUGUGACUCGGUCCCUGGCCGUGGUCCGGCUGCUGCCCUCGCCCCUGUGCUGACCGCGGAGCUGCGGAGCCCUGCGGUGCCACCCCGGCUCCCACCUCUCCUGCACACAACACAUCCCCAGGACCUGGCCACGGCCAGCAUGUAGCACUCACACAGCAGCUCUCCUGGCCAGGAAUUCUCCACGGAAAAUGGCUCUGGAUGGUUGCACUGACCUCUACCCCAGCUCCACACUGCCUCAGCACCAGCAAUGCAAGGAGAGAUGCUGCGGGCUGCUCGCUGCGGUGCCCGGGCUGGCUCAGGGCAGCACGGCCGGCCCUGGCGGCUCCCCUGCCACCCUCACCUGCAGCUCCAGCUCGCAGCCCUGAAGCCCCAGCUCACGGCGCUCCACCCGCCUCAACCUGGAGACGUGGAAAGCAGAUCCCAGUUCGGGAGAAGGGAAGCGAACGAGCCAGGCUGAGCCCGUCGCACCCCGCUCCCCCUCCCCCGGGCCCGCACGCCCGCCCUGAGCGGCUCCCGUGGGCAGAGGCAGCGGGGGUGAGCAGCUCUGCACGGGCAGCAUCGCAUCCCAUCUGCAGGAAAAUCCACCUGCAACGUGGUACCCAGCGGCACGAACUGCCUCCCCCUGCCCCAGGGGCAGGAUUUUCACAUGGCAGCUGAGCAUCGUCCCACUGACUGCUGUGGCUCCAUCAGUCCAUUAGCUCCAGCUGAGAAAUCGGACCCAUUCUACUUUAUACGUCAAUGUUACAUUAAUACCAAGUUUUUGCAAGAGCUCAGUAAAGUCUAGACUGGAUCAUGAA
Molecule: messenger RNA, 4002 nt
Organism: Parus major (Great Tit)
Lineage: Eukaryota; Metazoa; Chordata; Aves; Passeriformes; Paridae
Gene: GRIN1
Product: glutamate ionotropic receptor NMDA type subunit 1
Exons: 15
Coding region: 403-2592 (729 amino acids)
Biological process (GO): regulation of membrane potential; ionotropic glutamate receptor signaling pathway; monoatomic ion transport
Cellular component (GO): NMDA selective glutamate receptor complex; synapse; neuron projection
Molecular function (GO): NMDA glutamate receptor activity
Source: RefSeq, a predicted model, not a curated record